AUGGGCUUCUGGAACGACGGCAUCCGGUCCCGCAGCCGCAGCCGCUCACCCUCGCGGCGCUCCAACGCGGGCGGCGGAGGAGGCUACUACGCCUCACGGCCGUCCUACUCACGCAGCGCAUCGUCCUUUUUCUCAUUCGGCGGCAGCAACUACGGACGGUCGUCACGGGGCAACGGACAUUCGUCGCGCGCCCGCCCGCGCUCCGGCUUCGUCAACCGCAUCCGCCAUUUCCUGCGGCAGAUCUACGAGUACAUGCGGCGGCACCCCGUCAAGGUGUUUUUCCUGGUCAUCAUGCCGCUGAUCACCGGCGGCGCGUUGACGAAACUGCUUGCCACGGUGGGCCUGCGCUUGCCCCGGGGCUUGGAGAGUCUGGCGGGUGGGCAGAGGGGCCAGGCCGACCGCUUCUAUGCCAGAGGUGGUGCGCGUGAUUUUCCGGGCGGCUCGGCGCUGCCCGGUAUGGGUGGUGGUGUCAGCGAGAGUCUGGGGUCGAUCAUGAGCAUUGCAAAGAUGUUUAUGUAG
Messenger RNA from Exophiala bonariae, 519 nucleotides. RefSeq lists its product as uncharacterized. The transcript has a single exon. Lineage: Eukaryota; Fungi; Ascomycota; Eurotiomycetes; Chaetothyriales; Herpotrichiellaceae. The record is from RefSeq and is a predicted model, not a curated record. The coding region runs from base 1 to 519 and encodes 172 amino acids.